Ostertagia ostertagi is the source of this 678-nucleotide messenger RNA. The record is from the annotation of a GenBank genome assembly. Lineage: Eukaryota; Metazoa; Nematoda; Chromadorea; Rhabditida; Trichostrongylidae.
GCUGCACAAUAUGUGAAUCUCUGUGAUAGAAUCAUCCUGUUUGACACAACGAUUUUACGUGGGCAAUGGGAUAAGUGCACGCCAGUUUUGGAGGAUAUUGAAACACUGGAUGCUGCUGAAGCAGCAUUACGGAAAGCAAUACUUCUAGCGGCACAAAAUGAGCUCUCUGCUGCACGAAAUCUCCUGGAAUCGAUUUACACUAAAUAUGAGACUCCAAGCACAAUGCUGCGCCGAUCCGAAAUUCUCGGCAAGGCGGUCGCGUGGAAGAAGCUGUUGAGAGUUGAACGAACGGAACAAUCGCCGCAAUGGCUCUACGAAAGCGAUGAGGUGUGGUCCAAGAUGAUGAGCGGUGAUUAUGAAAUGGCGAAGAAAAGCUUGCUCGACAGCCGUAAAGAUAUCACAAAUAGCUGCUCGAUUCUUGAGAAUGCCAUUCUGUCCAUCGCUCUUGCCGAAGCUCACUGCCAUACGGGAAAUAGGAACGAACAAUUACAAUAUCUGAACAAGGCUCGUGCACAAUGUCGACAGGCUGGAGCAGUUUUGUUUGAGAAGUUUGUGUUGCAGGAACUAGCGCUUUACUAUCAUGACCGCGGCGAUAUGGACGAACGUGAUGACAUUGCCUCAGAAUUUGCGGCCAUCGAUGAUCGUUAUGGUGGUCAUUUUGAUUGGAAACUCGUCUGA